Messenger RNA from Saccharomycopsis crataegensis, 1407 nucleotides. RefSeq lists its product as uncharacterized. Bases 1 to 1407 code for a protein of 468 amino acids. The transcript has a single exon. Gene Ontology annotation, molecular function: nucleic acid binding. The record is from RefSeq and is a predicted model, not a curated record. NCBI's taxonomy places the organism in Eukaryota, Fungi, Ascomycota, Saccharomycetes, Ascoideales, Saccharomycopsidaceae.
AUGCAAUUCGAAUCGUCUACGCAAGAAGGGAAACAACAUCCACUCCCAACUAUGGACACCGGUCCUUACAAGAUAGUGGUGAGACUCUUGCCUCCCAAGCUAGAUAAGCAGGUAUUUUAUGAAACAACUGCAAAGUUCAUUGACGAUCCAGCCAAUAACUCAUCAAUUUCUCAUACAUACUUUGUCCCAGGAAAAUAUCCUGCCAAUCCUUAUGAACUCCCCAUUUUCUCUAGGGCUUAUCUCUCAUUCAAUGAUAAAGUCUCCUUAACCCUGUUCCUCGCCAAAAUUUCCGUUCCUGAAUCAGAGUUCUCAUUCAGUGACGAUCGACAAUCCAAUGUUGUUCCCCAAGUUCAGAUGUGUGAUUACCAGGAAAGCACUUGGUUACCUAACGCCAAAGAAGAUGACCAUGAUAGUAUCCAAUGGGCUAAGAAACAACCACUUAACAACACUUUAAGUCUGGACCCUUUGUUUGAAAGAUUUUUGAAAUUUUAUAACAGCGAAGAUCGAGAAAAUAAGAAACCUUAUCUCGAUAGUCGUCAAUUACGGAGACUAGAUAGGUCAUUUGCUCUGCUGAUAAAGCCAAAGGCACAAAAUAGAGCUCUACAGAAGAAAACUACCAAAAAUUCUGAAGCCAAGCGCGUCAAUUCAGAAAAUCUGGAAAAAUCGAGGCGAGAUUCCAAUCUCUCAAAAGAAGUUUCUGGGUCUUCUACUAAUGUUAAAUCGGAUCUAAUUUACAUAGAUACUCUGUUCCCCGAGUCAACCUCUUCCAGAUCAAAGAAGCUGGUGCAGAAAAAAAGAAAGCCAAAAAAACUCGGUGAAGCCAAAAAGAGCAAUAAUGAACAAACUAAAGAAUCGAAAUCUUCAAAGAAUGCGCCACAAGCAGAUGAUAAUUCUAAAACUGAAGGUAAAAUUAGGUCAGAAGACAAAUCAAAAUCUGUUGAUACAAAUCAAAAACCACCAAGAAAGGCCAGAAGUAGACCGAAACCAAAGAAACCAAAAUCUGACGAAGAAUCAAAGGAGAAAUCUAGGCCAAGCGGGAAUUCCAAGGACACUAAUGAGAAUCGAAAAGAAAAACAAAGGCCAUCAAGAUCUGAUAUUUCUGAUGGUACUGCUUCUGAACCUAAGCUCAAGAAGCCCGCUGAAAGCGAUGAUACUAAAGCUACAAAGAAAUCGAGGCCAAAAUCGAAAUCAAGAAGAAAGGUUGCUACUAAAGGUGAUGACAAUCUUGCAUCGUCUACCGUGGCACAGUCAUUUCCUUCUUCGACAUCUGAAUCAUCGUCACAUUCUCAAUCAAAGAGCACUUCUCCCCCAUUUAAGAAUUCUAAGCCAAAGAUCUUGAAACGAACUCCAAAACCUAACGAUGACUCUAAACAUAAAGCAAAGGUAGUUCUCAAGCAGAAAGAGUAA